Molecule: messenger RNA, 828 nt
Organism: Aspergillus mulundensis
Lineage: Eukaryota; Fungi; Ascomycota; Eurotiomycetes; Eurotiales; Aspergillaceae
Exons: 2
Coding region: 1-828 (275 amino acids)
Molecular function (GO): 2 iron, 2 sulfur cluster binding
Source: RefSeq, a predicted model, not a curated record
AUGUCGACGCUCCUCGAAAUCACCUCGGAGGAGAGCUUCGGCCCUCACCUGUCCUCGCUUCCACCCAACACCCUAAUCGUCCUCUACUUCCACGCGCCAUGGGCGGCCCCCUGCGCGCAAAUGCGAGCCGUGCUCUCCGCCCUCGCCUCCCAGUACCCCGUCACCACGCCGCCCACCGUCUCCUUCAUCAGCGUCAAUGCCGAAGAGCUCCCUGAUAUCUCCGAAGAAUACGACGUCACCGCCGUCCCCUACGUUGUCCUCCUCCGCAACGGCCAAGUCCUCGAAACAAUCUCCGGCAGCGAGGCUACGAGAGUCCGCGAUGCCGUGGAGCGGUACGCUGGCGCAGGCGCGGGCUCAACCGCCAACGGCACCGCAUCCACAAUCCCACCUGCACUGGCGGCUGUGCCGAGGGAGGAUGCAAAUGCGCCGACGACGGCUACCCAGGCGCCUGUGGCCGGUGCCGCCCCUGGCACUAUUGGUGGCGCGCCGCCAUUGACGGCCGAACAGAGCAAGGAGGCGCUGUUUGCCCGUCUUGCGGAGCUGGUCAAGGCUGCGCCUGUCAUGCUGUUCAUGAAGGGAACUCCGAGCGCGCCGCAGUGUGGUUUCAGUCGGCAGCUGGUUGGGAUCCUGCGUGAACGGAGUGUUAAAUACGGGUUCUUCAACAUCCUGGCCGAUGAGGAUGUACGACAGGGUCUGAAGGAGUUUGCGGACUGGCCGACUUUCCCGCAGCUUUGGGUUGGCGGGGAGCUGGUUGGCGGCUUGGAUAUUGUCAAGGAGGAGCUCGAGAACGAUCCCGAUUUCCUCGGUAGUUUCUCCGUCAACAAGUAA